AUGGCUUAUGUACUUCGAGGGGAGGGACCUGAACGUGACGCCUUCCGCUUGGUUUACAAACGCAGGUUGGAAAAUCUGGGGCUGAAGCUCAGAAAUCCAGGCCCUCCAGGCAAGUUGAUUGCCAGCUAUGGUGCAGAUACCAAAAACACCUGGCUGAAUGCCGAUGCCUUGGGAGUUCCCCGGGGUCCCUGUCGCAUGUGCAAAACCUGCCCGGGUUUGCCGGGCUUCGGCCAACUUUACUGGCCUCAACUGCCAGAUGAGGAGCCACGGGGCGAGCCCCGACCCGAGCCCAAUGGUCACAGUUCCUUGAGAUGUCGCAGAUGCGAUUGUCCAGGGCACCAACAUCAGAACCUGGAGCUCUGGUUGAUGGACGUGAAGUUGCGUGCCAAGCAGGUUCGCGCCAUCUCCUGGUACCGUCCCCUGCCUCAACAGCCGCGGCUGCCCAUGGUGGCGCCGGGCUGGAGCCGCAGCGCUGCGGCGCUCUUCGCGUUGACCGAGGGCACCUUCGAUCCCCGGCGCUGCGCGGUGAAGGGCCCCAGGCCACGGGCCUCCGCCGCCGAGGACGAGGCGUUGCCGUUGGUGUCGGUGGUGGCACCCACCAGUUGGGUGAGAAGAGGAUUUCAUCCACUGCUCUAUGAGUGUUUUUGCAAGCAGGACUACGAUCCCAAGGAACUGGUGGUGGUUGACACUGGGCCGGAGCCAUCGGCCUUUUUCCAGGAGAAGGCUCAAGAGGAUCCAAGGAUCAUCUACAGACACUUCCGCGUGGCCGACAGCAGAUUGGACCUUCCGGAGGGGUGGAAGAAAGGUGCUCCGUGCUCGCUGGGUAUCAGCGACCAGGACAUCUGGGAGAACCUGGGUGAGGCGCAACCCACGUCCUGGUCCUUAGGGAUCAAACGUAACGUGGCCAUUGAGCUGGCGGCGGGGGAGAUCAUUGCGCACUUUGAUGAUGAUGAUCUGUACGCUCCCGGAUACCUGAGUUGGAUGUACGAACGCUUGAGCAACGUCUUGAAGAAGUCCAAAGAUUCUCCUGUAACCUCGGAGUACAUCGAAUCAAACAUGCCACCUGCUGCUGUAACUUUGAAGGCAUGGCACUUGCUGGAUUUGUCCGACAUGACCUUUGGCUACAUGGAUGUGGAAAAUGAUCCACUGGUGCCUAAAGAGCAGCGAUAUGGUUGGCUCUUUGGCUGGGGUUUUUCCUACAUGUUCACCCGCUCCUGCUGGGAGUUGACGCCCGUGCCGGACGUGGAGUGGUCGGAGGACAUCAGCUUUUACGAGGAUCUGAAGCGCAACAAAGUGCCCGUGGUGCCGGUGAAGCCUCCAGGGGCCUCCAAGGCCAUUUGCGCCCACAGCUACCACGCCAAAGUCAACACCAGCGGUGGCGAAUUCAGUGGCGCCGUCCGCUGCGGACGUGCGCUGCCGGAGGUGCCACAGGAGUUGUUGGAGUUGAUGCCCUUGGCACAGCAAGCAGCGGGAGCCGUGCCACAACGCAUGGAUCAGAGCAUAGGUGAGAAGAGCGGUUUUCGUGUGAGUUUGUCAGAGAAGCAGGAGUUCCUUCAGUGUCGUGGUCAAGCCUGGUUUGCCUACCAGCAGCAGAGGAUCACUGAAGCUGGCCCAGAUGUGGAGGCACGCUCCGCAUUGUCCAAGUGGCCGAGGGCCAAGGCCGAGCUGCUGGUCAAUGAGAUCAGUCACUUGCACCAGGAGCGCAGCGAGCUUCGACGCGAGAAACAGCAGCUACAAAAGCGGGGCCUCUCCCAGGCCCAACUGGUUGAAACCCAACUGGAGGCUGCCAAGCAUGGGACAGAACAGACGAGGGAACGUCGCGACGCCUUGAAGAAGCUUGCAUCGUCAGGACCAGCUGUGGCAUCGAAAGCUGAUCUUCUACAGGCGGAGCAAAAUAUCACCAAGAAGGUGGAGACUCUAAGACGGGAGACACAAGAGCUGGCGGAGCGUUCGCAUGAAUUCUUCGCGGAGCUUCAGCAAAGCCAGAGUUCUCAGGCGCAGCAGCAGGGCCUGGUCACCUCCCAGCUGCGUCAGCUGAGCGCGCAGCAGGCGCAAAGCUGCAGCCUGCAGGUGGAGCUGAAAUUGCUGCGUGACAAGCUGCGGAUGUCGGAGCGCGAAAGAGAGGAUCUGCAUUUGAAACAUGUCCAGCUGACGGCGCAGUUACAAGCAACCUUGGCAGUUGCGCGAAAGGAGGUAAGCGACCACUCUGCGGGACUGAAACAACAGCUGCUGCAAGAAGAUGAUGUGGCGGAUUGUCUCGGUGACGCCGCUGACCGUUUGCAGGCGCAAAUAGAUGCAGCGAUGGCCACCUCACCGAGGCAGGCGGUGCCAUCCGUGCCCGAGGCGCCAAAGCGUAGCGCCCACCUCACCGUUGCACCCUCAUUGUUGAGUGGCGAGGACGAGUUGAAGAGCAACUUGUCCAGCGCUCUUCGUCAGAUUGGGGACCUCAAGCAACGAGUGCACGAGCUUCAAGCCGAGAAAGCUGGGCUGCAGGGGCGCUCGAAGCGCCAACAGUGCAGGAAUCAGCUAAGGAAGAUCUCCAAAGGACUCAUGGAGUGGCACCGGGCGUGUGCUGCGAUCAGCACGGCUCCACGGAGCCUGGCGCCAUACAAGGAAGACAUGGAGGAGGUGAAGAGAUUACUUGCCAUGCCAGUGGCGGCCUCGUCAUCGGCGACCUGCGCGACCUCGGUGGCGCAAAGAGUGCUGGAAGCCUUUAACGAGGAGGUGCCAUGCCAUUCCUUGGAUUUGGCUUCGCUGCUGAUGGGACCCGAUGGUGCUUAUGUGGUCUCCGCCGUGAUGCAGUUGAUCCAGUCCGAGGUGAAACGCCAGGCGCGGGCCAUCCACAGUUCGCUGACCGCGAGUCGUUUAUCGGGCGGCCGAACGGGAGCCAUGGAGGAAGUCGUUGGGUGGCUGCAGCAGAUGCAGAAACAGCUGUUGUUGGAGGUGGUUUCUUCCAACGAAGAUGAGGACGACGAAAUCUGGGAUCUUGAGCUGCACCUGGCCUUGCUGGUGGGACGUCGUGAUGAAGUUCUGCAAAUGGCUCAGGAUGGCACGCAGCGAGACGGCGCCGCAGCAUGA
This is a messenger RNA of Cladocopium goreaui, 3078 nucleotides long. The record is from the annotation of a GenBank genome assembly. Lineage: Eukaryota; Dinophyceae; Suessiales; Symbiodiniaceae.